Molecule: messenger RNA, 780 nt
Organism: Monoraphidium neglectum
Lineage: Eukaryota; Viridiplantae; Chlorophyta; Chlorophyceae; Sphaeropleales; Selenastraceae
Exons: 8
Coding region: 1-780 (259 amino acids)
Source: RefSeq, a predicted model, not a curated record
AUGGAGUUCUCAGAGCUUGAGGGCAUGCUGCGGCCCAUCCUGCAGGACGUGGUGCAGGAUGCCCCCUCCACAAGCAAGCCCGAUGGUGCAGCAUCCUCCGAUCAGCUGACGCAGAGAACUCUGGCGAGGCUGUGGAAGCUCAUAAACGACAGCAACGAAGACAGGGCUGGCCACCUAGCGGGCGUGCCGCUGCCUGAGGUGGACGCGGAGUUGCUGCCGCUGCAGCAGGAGGUCGACGCCGCCCUGGCGCGGCUCAACGCGCGGCGCCUGGCCGUGCCUGCAGUGGUGGAGGCCGCGACGCGCGCCAAGCUCGAGGCGCAGCGGGAGUCGCUGUUGCGCGAUACAGACCUUGCAGCAGCUGGUGACGGCGACGACCUCAUGGCUGAGGCCGGGGCCGUGGGCGCGGCGGGCGCUAGGGAGGGUGAGGGUGCGGGCGCCGCCACAGUUGGGGGUGCGGAGGACGCUCGGGAGCUGCUGCGGCGGACGACCGCCACCACGGACAGGCUGCCGGCCAUCAGGGCGCGGCUGGACGAGGCGCUUCACCGCCUGCAGACCAACCUGGGGGUCCUGGGGGCCGGCGAGGGCGGAGCACGGGCGUCGCCAAAGACGGUGGAGAGAGUGAUCAUGCGCGCCGCCCGCACCGCUGGAAAGGACGCGGGACAAGGGCCCCUGGGCGGCGCCGGGGGCGCACCCGCCGCGGCUGCGGCCGCCGAGGACGGCGACGCCGGGGAGAGCGGCGCCGACGCGACGCGGCGCUGCCUCGCGCGUGAGCUGGCGUGA